AUGUCGUCAUCCAAGCUUCACUUUGUUGUUCUUCUGAUCAUUGUUGCACUUCUUGCUAAUAAUGGACAAUCGACUAGAGUAAUGGAUGAUAAGUUUCCAGAAUGCGAAUUCAAAGGACCAUGCCAGAUGAAAAGCGAUUGUUUGGGGACAUGUGGAGGCAAACCUGAAAAAGCUUUGUGCAUACCUAAUCCUAGCGUAGACACCCUUCAAUGUUGUUGUCUUUCAAACUAA
Messenger RNA from Eruca vesicaria subsp. sativa (arugula), 231 nucleotides. The record is from the annotation of a GenBank genome assembly. NCBI's taxonomy places the organism in Eukaryota, Viridiplantae, Streptophyta, Magnoliopsida, Brassicales, Brassicaceae.